Cylindrotheca closterium is the source of this 1647-nucleotide messenger RNA. The record is from the annotation of a GenBank genome assembly. NCBI's taxonomy places the organism in Eukaryota, Bacillariophyta, Bacillariophyceae, Bacillariales, Bacillariaceae.
AUGUGGGAAGGAAGAAAACAUCUCGUGGCACUUGCUGCAGUAGCAGCUAUUACAACAUCACAUGCCUUCACCACCGGACCAGGACCUCGUGUACAGCACAAGUCACAACCAAUGAACAGAGGAGUACAGUUGCGUGCGGUUGGCGCUUUCGAGUUGCCAGGGAAAAGCCCUUUCACAAAACCUUCAUGGAUUCUACCCAAAGCAAAAAAAUCAAGUCCAACAGGACCACUAGAUACUUUCAACUCUAACGGUAUCGCUUCGAAGCCUUCAAUCGAGUCCAAUCAACUGCAAAAAAAAGAAUCCUCACAGCCCACCGCAGUCUCCCAUUGGAAGGACGCAUCAUUUCGAUGGGCCAUCCCACUCCUUGGAGCGAUUCUUGGGGCAGGCUUGGCUGGCCCAAUCUCAUCACGCUUCUUUGACCGCGCUGCCACAAAGGGAGUCAACGUUGCUGCUAUCAUGUUCCUAGGAGGCUUUGGGGGCGCCAUUGCCGAUGCUUUGGAUGACGAUGGAAUUUGGGUCGCACCUGAAGAGUCUUCGCCGCUCAAUAAGAUUUGCCCAACAAUCUUGGAGUUGACAUUGCAUUUGGGCACCUUCUUGAGUGCAGUAUUCACAAGCACCUGGUCAAAUCCCGUCCCGUUUGCCAUGCUGAGCGCAAUGUACUCUUAUGCUGUGCUUAUCGGAGGCAAAGCCGUACCAGAUUUCAAGAACAAGCGUGGUGAAGCCGUGAUUAUUACCCUGUGCCUUUUACCACUAUUUGGUAUGUUUGGUGCUCGAAUGGCAACAUCCUCACUCUACACCAACACUCUGAUUGCAUCCUUCGCAUCAACCUGUCUCUGGCUGAAGAAGAUUAAGAAGACCAGUUUCUUCCAACAAAGACCUGACUUGACCUCAGCGAUCACCUCCUCGGGAAUCUUUCGCGCCCUUCCACUAAUGGCGAUGACUCCGUUUGGAGCGACCAGGACUCUGCUUGCGGGUUUGGCUGUCUUCUUUUCGGACAACCUCGGAUACCGGCUUGCCAAGUUCUGUAGUCUAUCGAGCUUUCGAAACAAGAUUCUCAAAUACGGCAUGGCAGCAUCUGGAGUCGUUUGGAGCAGCGCCUAUGCAUCCUACGGGUACCUCAAGCAAUAUCCAUUUAGCUUUACUACAGUGAGCUACAAUCUUACUUGGGAAAUCUUCUUCAGUCUCGAGAAGACUCUCUUCGAAUCUGGCAAACUGAGCGUGAAAGCAAUCGCUCCAGUACUAUGGCUUUUGCUUGACCUGACCAUGAUUCUACGGUGCGAAGGCCUGUUCAGUAAGGCCGCAUUGAAACUAUUUGGAGUUGUUUCGGGUUCAUUGGCGGUCCUUCUUUCCUUGCGUGCCAAGGGAAUGAUUGGUGAUCGCUUCUCCAAUGAUUUCAAGUAUUCUAGCUUCCUCACAGCCAUCUAUCUGAUGGUCGAAAGUAAGAUGAUGCUGGCUGCGGAUCCAACGAACGCCCUCAAGAAGUUCGCCUGUUUCGGUAUCGCUCUUGGUAACAUGCUUGGAGCAGUCCGAUCGAUUUGGCGCGUGAAUACAGAAAACGUACAGUAUUCCUACUGGAUGCCAGUAAUCUUGGCAUGCAUGUUGCAGGGCGGGUUCGAGAUUUGGUCUCUAGCAGUUGGACUACUAUGA